AUGGCCGCGCAGUCCGCGUGCCGCCGCCCGCCGCCGCCGCUUUUGUGGGGCGGCGCGGGCGCGGGCGCGGGAGCAGGUGCCCGACAGCCGCCCGCACCGCACCGCACCGAGCCGAGCCGAGCCGCGCCGAGCCGCGUAGGUAGGAGCGCCGGGGCGCGGAGACACCGCGCGGGGCUGAGGCAGGGCGGGGCUCGAGAACUGUGGAGCCGCUCGGACCGGGGCGUCGGGCAAAGCCGGGCUGAGGGCCCGUGGAGCGGAGCGGGGCCGCGGCUUUCCGCGGUGCAGCUGGGCCAGGCAGGCUGGAAGGGAGCGGGCUGCUGGCGGGGCGAAGGCCUGCCGCCGCCUCCGAGCAGCCAGAGCAUCCCCGGCUGUGACCCCGCGGCCCUCCCGCCGGAGUCGCACCGAGAGAUGGGUUACCACGGGUCCCCCUCGCAGAAGCGUCCGGGCUCCGCUGUCUGCUUCAGCCGCCUCGCUCGCAUCCCGGGAAGGAACAAACCGCAAGGCUUCCUGAGCAAGCAACUCCGACAGCGUCUGGAGCCUUUCCCGGCCGGAGCAGCGCCCCGCUGAUAAGGACAGUGCCCCGCCGGGACUCCCAGCUCUGCCCCGCCAUGGGACCAGCCCGGAGCGCGGGUUUAGGGUCGUCGUUGUUUCCUAAAGCGCAAAGAUUGCUUUGUCUCUGGACGUCUGACCCGUGUUCUUUCUGGAUGCGCUGUCAAAAAAUCAUCAUCCGGGAUUGUAAAUGAAGAGAUUAGAAACAAACGAUUGGAACAGAGUGCUUCUCUAACUGGCAAAUCUGUUUACAAAGUUAAACUUCAGAGAUAAAAACUUUUAUGGAGUUUGUAGCAUCUGCUCUGGGAAACUGAAUGUGAUCCAAAACUGAGCUCCAGUGCAAAUCAUUAUGAAUUUUGGUAAAGGCUUUACUUUAUUUCAUUGUGCUGUUCCGAUUAUGUGGUUCGUAAGAUUUUUUUUUACCUGGGAAAGUGAUCUUUCUCUCUGAAAACUGCCAUAAAUAAAACUUUAUUGAUAUAA
This is a messenger RNA of Pseudopodoces humilis (Tibetan ground-tit), 1029 nucleotides long. Lineage: Eukaryota; Metazoa; Chordata; Aves; Passeriformes; Paridae. The record is from RefSeq and is a predicted model, not a curated record.